ACUAAUCAGUACUGUGUAAACUAUACUCUCUUAAAUAAUAACAGUUUAAUUUCAAAUUAAAGACAUCAUUUCCACUCUAUAAAGAUUAUGCGUCUGUUUGUUUAUAAAAUUCUUCUGGAUCAAUGUCGUCGGACCAGGAUGCCUUCUUCGAAGUGGCUCUGGACCUGAUAGCCUCUGACUUGGAGCUCCUAGAGCUCUCAAUCAAUGAUAUAAACAUCGCACUAGGAGGAAGCCCAGUUCUGAUCCCUGAUUCUUACGUGAAAAAGGUUAGAGAAGGUGGGCUUUAUGAAUCUUUUACCAGAAGUGCAAGGAAUUCAAGAAUUUAUAAGUGCUAUGAAAGGUUUAAAGGACUUGAUUUACAAGUCGACAGCUUCUUUAGAAUUUUAAAAUUACACCUGGACCGCGGAUUCUCAUUUCUAAAACGAUUUAAACCGAUAAACCAUUUAGUUACCGUGAAGCUCUUUUGCCUGUGCUACGUUGAUGUCAUUUUUGAUUUAUACUACGGAGUACUGAAACAGGUUGUAAACUUUACAAUCCACGACUGCGUUUAUGUUUUCAAGUUUUUUUCUAGGCUGGACAACACGCUCUCUACCCACAGAAUAAAACAUGUGUACGUCAGGGAUGAAAUCUACGACCUCAUCUUACACGCCCUAUGGUUCGCACUAAAGGAUGCCUGGUGGCUGUAUAUGGACCCUAAAUUCAUAAAGCCUUUGUUUCCAUUCAUAGCACACAUGAGAGUAAAUGAACACUAUGAAGUGACGAUCCAUGAUUUAAACCACGUACUACACAACAUACACUUUGUAACAAUAAUCUCUCAGGAUAUCGCAUAUCAGUCUGAAACGGCAACAGUCGUUGACCUACCUCCAGCUACACCUGAUAAAAUAUAUACGCAAAUACCUAACACAGGAAGCGCAAAUCACUCUCCAAAUCCAGGAGAGGGUUCAAUUAAGUAUGAAGAUAUAUCGGAAUCUGACCUCCAAAUCAAAUACCUCGGGACUGUAAACACCUUUGGAAUUGAUGAGUCAAAAACUGAAGUUGAUAAAACAGGCUCAGUUAACCCAGAUGAACCAACUGAAGGAGCUAAUAAAGUGGAUUCUGUAAACCAAGUUGACACAGUGGAUGAACCAGAGUCACUAGAAUGGAUGAAGGUGGGUGGAACAUCCUCAGAAAGCGCUAACUUUGAUCUUUUAGCCUCAUCUAACCACUUAGGAGAUAUUCAAUUCUCAAAAUACCAGUUUGACCCAGAUGAUUAUUCAGAUAACUUCCCUAACGAUAUUGAUAACUUUAGAGUCGAGUCUGAAGUUGAUUCAGACCCCAGUUGGUCCCAGGUCAUUUACGUGGUUCUGGUUGGAUUUAUAUAUAUUGUCCUUUUUGAGUCAUAUAUUAAGGAGGUUUCAAACAGUUUAAACACCAAAAUGAGUCCUGCAAACUACGUCAACUUCUUAAUAAAGAGGCUCCAGGAUGUCAUUCAGGUAACAAGUCUUAUUGUGGAAGUUGACUGUAACUUUACUGCAUGGGCAAGAGAUAAGCUUGGAGACUCGUCGGACCCAUACCUCUCAACAUGUUUCAAUUCAUACUCUGAUGAUGUGUUUUCAUUUAACAAUAACUAUACAUACAGGUAUAGGGAUUUAUAUACAGAUAGACCUAGAGUCAAUUACACAUUCUCCCACCACCCCGAGUAUAAAAAUGACACAAACACUAAUAACCCAUACAUAUCAUUUAAUUCAAAGGAUCAAAUGAACCUGUACAUUUUAUCACUAAGUUUUGAUAGAGCGCAGAAACUACAAUAUGAUCUAAUUAAAAGAGUAUCUGCGGUUUGCUCAGCCCCAACACUGAGGUAUAUCGACAACUUGUACUUUUUAACUGAUUCGAGUUUGUACAGAGAGAUUUUGUAUAACCCAGAAAAGUAUCUGAUAAGCCCAAACGGGCCUCUGUCAAAGAGUUGUAAACACCUGCCAAUCAGAUUCAAAAGGGCAAUUUUUGUCGAAACCUACCUCAAAAUUGUUUCCAAGUACGUCACCAAGGUUACAGAUUAUGAAUCUGAGCCGUGCGAGGCCAUUUUCUUCGACUCGAUGUCACUUUGGGACUCAGUUUUGGACUUUUUUGACUUUUCAGCAAACCCACAAAUCGUUGAAGAGGAGUGUGUUAAACUAGUGUCAAACUUGCUGGACAGGAUCAAGUUCACGCAUCGGGUUGAUUUGAGUGAAUUGAACUCUUUUAAGAAUAAGUUCAGCAGUAGCUUUUUCACAUUUUCAAAUUCAUCUGAAUCCCUGAUUUCAUCCUAUGCAUACAAGUGUAUAUCGUUUCUGAAAUCUGAAACCUCUUGUAAAUUUGACUCUAAUUCUGUACUUGCAGAAUCUGAUGACUCUGUUACGAGGGAUGUAACUGACUAUACUACAGAUGAUGGCUCACUGGAUGAAAUUUGUCUGGAUAAGUUUAAUGUUUGGCUAGACGGUGUUCGUAAGAAGCGCAUGCUUGUUUUCGGGAAUGUUAUUCUGUUCUUCAGGGACAACUCACUACUUCAGCCCGUUGGGUUCAUUUCAUUCGACUCAAUCUACUCUGUCCUUGGCCCGAGAACAAUGGCUCAAGUCCAUCCAAAUGUACAUAUUUUGGAAAAUAAUAGUGAAAACGACAGUUUCAGCUGUGGAACUAGCGAUUCUAGUGAUUUAUCCGAUUCGUCAGAGGACCCACACCCCCGGGACAUUGAAGACAAAGAUUCACCAAAUAUUAGCAACUCUUAUACUGUUAAUGGAGAUAUGGAUAUGAAAGCAAUAAGACGUGAUAACGGCAGUAGUAAUAGUGCAAAAACGAGUAGGCGUACUAGUGUGUCCGAUAACAUGAUGGUUUGGGGUUGGCAGGUUCGACUUGAGCUACUUGACUCUUGUGUUUUGGAAGAUUUCUCAAAAUUUGACGUUGUGGCGGAUUUCGAAUUUCCAAGCCCAGAAAACAGAAAGUUCUGGCAACAACUGAUCAAGGAUAACCCUGGAACAAGGCCGCAAUUUUUGUCCUGGCCCUACCACACCUUUUUCUUUGACUCAAUUUAAUAUAUAC
Theileria parva strain Muguga is the source of this 3051-nucleotide messenger RNA. RefSeq lists its product as uncharacterized. Lineage: Eukaryota; Apicomplexa; Aconoidasida; Piroplasmida; Theileriidae. The record is from RefSeq and is a predicted model, not a curated record. The coding region runs from base 123 to 3044 and encodes 973 amino acids. The transcript has a single exon.